Molecule: messenger RNA, 377 nt
Organism: Aspergillus versicolor CBS 583.65
Lineage: Eukaryota; Fungi; Ascomycota; Eurotiomycetes; Eurotiales; Aspergillaceae
Exons: 1
Coding region: 53-253 (66 amino acids)
Source: RefSeq, a predicted model, not a curated record
CUCUGUUUAUUCUUCGAAGGGAAAUAAUUAACAUUAAUAGUGGAGCAAAUUGAUGGCAGAGGUGACUGGGACGAGUGAAGUGAAGUCAAGUGAAGUGGCUGCCUUGUUGUGUUGUGUCUCUCUCCUCACCAUCUUGUCCCUCAUCCUAUCUUCUUUAUCUCACUUCCUCGUUUUCUCUUACUCCUUCUGUCCUUCAUUUCGCUUGUUCGCCUACUUACGUCUUAUGCAGCACCAGUCUAGUUAUAUGUCUUAGCUUAUCCAAGCGGAUUAACGAGUUGAAAUGGCUCAGCAUAAUGCAGAAUCUGCGGUGCCUUGACUUUAGCAAUGACAGUUUUAACAGCCCAUCGGGGCGCCCUCCAGUACAGACCGAGAUAUUC